Paramecium sonneborni is the source of this 267-nucleotide messenger RNA. The record is from the annotation of a GenBank genome assembly. Lineage: Eukaryota; Ciliophora; Oligohymenophorea; Peniculida; Parameciidae.
AUGGACACACCACCAUAAAAUAAUUCUAAACAUAAUGUUGAUGAUGAUUUUAGACAUGAUCUUUGUCAAAGAAUAUAUACAAAAAAUGGAAGUAUUAUUUAUAAAUUAUUAACAGAAAUGACACAUAAUCAAAAUUAAUAAUCAAAAUAGCUUUCAGAAAAAGAUUAAUUAUAAAAACUAUUUGGUGAAUUAAAGGGAUAAUUAAAAUAUAUCGAAGAAACUAAUUGGAUGUUUGAAGGAUUGAAUAAUGCCAACGACAAUUUUUGA